AAAACUUAACUGAAGAAUUAAUUAUCAAAGAACUCCAAAAACAAAUGGAUUUAUUAUGUGUUCAUACCUCAAUACCAAUUAAAAACUGGAUAAAUUCUGAAGAUGAACAAGAGAUACAUCAACAAUUUACCGAUGAUGAUUUUAUUCAAG
Messenger RNA from Acaulospora morrowiae, 150 nucleotides. The record is from the annotation of a GenBank genome assembly. Lineage: Eukaryota; Fungi; Glomeromycota; Glomeromycetes; Diversisporales; Acaulosporaceae.